AUGGCUGACAAUCUAGUCGGCGACACGGACUUGCCUGUCCCUGAUGGCAUUGACUUUCAUCACCCUUAUACGCCCUAUGAUGUACAGACUGACUUCAUGAAAGCCGCUUACAGCGUGCUACAACGUGGUAAUGGACAGGUCGGCAUUCUGGAGAGUCCGACGGGCACCGGCAAAUCUCUCUCCCUGAUAUGCGCCUCGUUGACAUGGCUUCGGAAUCAGCGUGUCGAGGAGCACGAGGCAUCUCUCAGAGUCAACUUGGACGACUUCAAGGAUGAGCCGGAUUGGAUCGUGGAGCAAAUGUUGCGACGCAAGAGAGAGGAGCUAGCUCGGACUUGGGAGGAGCGAGAGAAGAAACUGGAGCAGAUCCGUCAGAGAGAGAAGGACAUUGAGGCCCGCAGCGCCAAGCGACGCCGUUUCGAUGAAGGGCCCUCGAGGUCGAGGCUCCGUGAUACUGACGAAGACGAUGAGUGGCUGCUUGAUGAACCAGAUGCAUCUGGCCCAGGCGACGGAGACGCCAUGAGCGGUCUCAGCAAGGAGACCAAGGACAUCCUGACAAAGUUCGGUCUGGGGAAUCUCAGAACGGACCAAGAGGAGGACCAAGUCGCGGACGGGAUCAAGAUAUACUAUACGUCAAGAACGCAUUCUCAACUCACACAAUUCAUCCAUGAACUGCGCCGGCCCACAUUUCCGUCGUCCAUACCGUCCUCAAUCGUGCAAGGUCAAAGUGAAGACGAGCAGCUCGCCAAAGAGCCAGUCAAACACCUGCCCCUAUCAUCACGCCAAAAGCUGUGCAUCAACCCGUCUGUGGCACGCCUAGGCAGUCUCUCAGCCAUCAACGACCGGUGCUCGGAGCUCCAGAAACCAAAAUCGAAGGACAAGUGCCCUUACACGCUGAAGGAAGACAACAUAGCCCAGACGCACCAGUUCAGGGACACUGCCCACGCCACCCUGCCUGAUAUCGAGGAUCUGUAUCAUCUCGGCAAGAAGCUGUCCGUGUGCCCGUACUACGCUUCACGAGCGGCAAUCGCGGGCGCCGAGAUUGUCACUCUGCCCUACCCCUUGCUCCUGCAGAAGAACGCGCGAGACGCUCUUGGCAUCAAGCUGGAGGGCAACGUUGUGAUUGUCGACGAGGCGCACAAUAUCAUGGACGCGGUGGCCAAUGUCUAUGCGUCCGAGGUCAAGUUGAGCGAAUUGAGACGGGCGCGGCAGAUGCUCGGCGUCUACGUUAAGAGAUUUGGCAAGAAGCUGAAGGGAGAGAACCGUGUCAUGGUCGGACAGGUGGGCAGGGUAAUUGAAGGUCUCAGCGAGUGGAUGGACGGGCAAUCGAAGCUCAAGAGUACUCAAGGCAUCGUGGACUCCAAAAUCCUCCUCCGCUGCAAAGGCGUGGAUCAGAUCAACUUGUUCAGGUUGAUCCAGUAUAUCCAAGAGUCGAAGCUGGCAUACAAGAUCGAGAGUUACGUGGCACAUGUCGAAGAGGAAGCGGCUGACGCCAGCCGUGGCAAGGCACCUCCGAGAUCAUCCACGCCAGUCCUCCAUAUCCUUUCCUCCUUUCUCAUCUCUCUUACCAACCUCAGUUCCGAGGGCCGCAUAUUCUACGAAAAGCCGGCGACUGAUCCGUCAGACAUACAGCUCUCGUACCUUCUGCUAUCCCCAACCCACGCGUUCUCGUCAAUCGCGACGAGUGCCAGAGCCGUCAUCCUUGCAGGCGGCACCAUGUCUCCUUUUGACGACUACAAGUCGCAUCUUUUCCCAUAUCUACCGGAAUCGAAGCUCACGACACUCAGCUGCGGCCACGUCAUUCCACCGUCAAACCUAUGCGUAUGGACCUUGGCAGGGUCGCAACCGGGUCCUAGUCGGUCCAUCGAUGCUACUUAUGAAUUCAGCUUCCAACGAAGGGGCGACACGGCGAUGAAGAGCAACCUUGGGUUGACCAUCUUCAACAUGUGCAAUGUCGUUCCCGAUGGCGUCGUCGUGUUUUUCCCUAGCUACGGAUAUUUGGAGGAAGUGGUCGCUGCGUGGAAGAGUCCGAAUUCAAAGGGCGCCACGUCGCUUUGGGAUCGAAUUCAGCAGAGAAAGCAAAUCUUCAGCGAGACUCGCGGCGGCUCCAGCGACGAGGUGCUGGAGGCGUACAGCCAGGUCAUCUUGGGUGACGGCAGUGAUUCGAGACCGGGGGCGGCAGCCAAGCCUCGCGGCGCUCUGCUGCUAAGCGUCGUUGGCGGUAAGAUGAGCGAGGGCAUCAACUUUUCGGACCGCCUGGGCCGCUGCGUUGUCAUUGUGGGCCUGCCGUACCCUAACAUCAACUCUCCCGAGUGGAAGGCCAAGACGGAGUACAUCGAGACUACGACCGUCCAGCGACUGACAGACCCGUCGGGAACUACGAAGAUGCCGAGAGACGAGGCACUGGCGGUCGCGAAGCAGACGGCCAGGGACUUUUACGAGAACGCGUGCAUGAGGGCCGUGAACCAGAGUAUCGGCCGGGCCAUCCGGCAUCAGGGGGACUAUGCGGCCAUUGUACUCGUAGAUCGCAGGUAUGGGACGGACAGGAUCCGGGGGAAACUUCCAGGUUGGAUUCGGGGUGGUUUGAAUGGCGAUAGCCAUGAAAAAGGGCUGCCGCAGCUGAUGGGCGCGCUCAGCGGGUUCUUUCGAUUGAAGCGGACGGGAGUGUCAUAG
This is a messenger RNA of Colletotrichum spaethianum, 2670 nucleotides long. RefSeq names its product ATP-dependent DNA helicase chl1. Gene Ontology annotation, molecular function: DNA binding; DNA helicase activity; hydrolase activity, acting on acid anhydrides, in phosphorus-containing anhydrides. Lineage: Eukaryota; Fungi; Ascomycota; Sordariomycetes; Glomerellales; Glomerellaceae. The transcript has 4 exons. Gene Ontology annotation, biological process: establishment of sister chromatid cohesion; nucleobase-containing compound metabolic process. The record is from RefSeq and is a predicted model, not a curated record. Gene Ontology annotation, cellular component: nucleus. Bases 1 to 2670 code for a protein of 889 amino acids.